Rhagoletis zephyria (snowberry fruit fly) is the source of this 3856-nucleotide messenger RNA. Its product is annotated as X-linked retinitis pigmentosa GTPase regulator. Lineage: Eukaryota; Metazoa; Arthropoda; Insecta; Diptera; Tephritidae. The record is from RefSeq and is a predicted model, not a curated record.
CACAGCACACAAAUCGCUCGUCUGCUGCCAUGGCAAGCGUUAAGCGUCGAUAAGUACGAUUAAUGUAAACGCGACGCAACACGCAAGUCUUAAUUUCAAAAUAACGCUAGUUAGACAAAAAGAUACACAAAAAUAAUUAUAAAAAACGCUCGAAUACAUAGUGAAACUCACAGGAGCCCAUUAUACCCUCGGAAUUUCAUUGAAAGGCACAGCUACAUGUGCAUACAUAUAUGUAUAUGUAUGCUAAAUUAUUUUUUAAUGUGGUGCUCCAUUUGCCCGGUUAACGGGUUCGGCUAGAACAUAAAGAACAAGCUUAAAACGAAAAUCGAUUCGUCGUGGCGCAUACGAGGGACAUUUUCUGCGGUUGACGGUUGUUGUUGUGCUCGAUAAGAAUUUUUUUGGAAUGUAAUUUCCGUUGCUGAUUUAUGGCCGGAAAAUGUUGUGACAAAAUCUAUAGCUGAGAAAUGUGCUGUUUAGAGAAAAUAAGUGAACAAAUGCAGUGAAAGCUGUAUUAUUUCUAUAACAAAGUGCAACCAACGACUAGUGAGGUUUAAUAUUCAAAUCAAAUCAAAUCAAAUUUCAAAUGGAUAUACCGAACACGGGCGCCAUUUUUACGCUUGGCAAGUCCUACUUGGCUGAGAACACGCAGAGUUAUUUUUACAUUAAAAACGAUCCAGUUAAGCGAUUGAUAUCUGGACCCCAUCAAAGUGCUGUCAUAUGUGAAAGUGGACGACUAUUUGUUUGGGGAGAGAAUUACUAUGGCCAGCUGGGUAUUGGUAGCCAAUCGAAUAACAACAACAACAACAAUAAUAGCAAAAGCAACAGUAACACAAGAAGUAAUGGCGAUAUAAUUACUAAACCCACUUGUGUAAAGUCACUGAAAACGUUGGGUUUGAAAAUAGCCGACAUCGCUUUUGGCAACGAUUGGUCCAUAAUACUCACUCAUUCAAACGAGUUAUUCUUCAGUGGGCGCAGCGUAUUUCCAGCUGAAUCGAAUGUAGCGCGUAAUUUUACCACGGCCACAGUGGCGAAUGAGCAAUGUGAAAUUAUUCGCAAACCAUUUCGAAUCGAUGAGUUGGACGAUUAUCUGGCAAAGAAUGAGGACGCGGAGUGUUAUACGAACGUAUUGGCCGGCAAUGAGCAUUUCGUGCUAAUGACUAGCUUUGGGCGCCUCAUUGGAUGGGGCUCUAAUCAAAACUACCAGCUAGGCUUGACCAAACAUGAUUCCGUGCAAAUGCCCCAUGAAAUAAACCUGGGUGCGCCAGUGCAACAAUUCGUGUGUGGUCCGGAAUCAACGCUGGUGCUCACGACGACCGGAAAGCUCUUUUUCACCGGCCACCUUAACGAGUUUGUCUUUUCACAGUUUACUGAACUUCAGCAAAAUCUCGCACCUACGGAACAAAUCAUUUUUAUGCACAUAUCGAAAACGAAUGAGAUUUACAUCGUGACCAAUGCUGGUAGCAUCUAUCGCAGUAUGGAGUCGUUGCGUACAAAGAGCUUAAUAUUUCAGCGGUUCUACGAUUAUGACAGCGAGGAAAACGGGCCGAUAUGGAAAUUGUUGAAAGGAUUCUCUUUCUAUGCGGUUCUAACAAAAGCCAACAAAUUUUACACUACAUUCUCAGAGAGCGGUCAUCACCUCAAAACGUUUCGUGAGAUAUCUAAAUUCAAAAACUUACAACUUCUCGAUGUGGCGGUGGGUAAUCAGCACAUAUUAGUACAUGGUUUACCACGAAAUUCUACAAUCUCGGCAGCUGUGGGACCUGGCUAUGAACCGCAUCGUUUCUCCAGCCGCACUUUCGUUAUGCCUGCGACGCUAUUGGAUGGGCCUGCAGAAAGAAACCAAAAAAGGGAAAGCAAAACAGCAGCAGUUGAAAAUAAAUAUAACGAAACGAUUGAGAAGGAUGCCGCGAUGAUAGCCGAUGUUAAUAGUAACACGAUAAACAUCGAAGGUGACGGCAAACUUGGACUAGCAGAAAAAAACAGAGAAACAGAUACGACAACCAAAAACGAUGUUGCCGAAGUGAAGGCGGAAGAAUUUGUUUCUGAUGAACUUGAAGUCGAAGAACUAACUAGGGAACAUCUUAAUGGCGAAAUUUCUGGAAAUAAAGACAACACCAUGGGGGGACUAAAUGAAAAUAAGAACCACAGCGGGGAUAUAAAAGAUACACAUUUAAUCACCUCCGCAGCUGUUAUAGAGCAUAAUGAAGCAAGCUCACCCUCUGGAUCGGAGAGUUCGAAAAAAUCCAGACACUCAGUAAAAUUCUCACCUACAUCUGCAAGCAAAGCAUCACCUAUAAGUGACAAAUUGUUGAGACCCCACACUCCCUACCCGGAAAGCUGCACAACGGCGAGUACACCGACGACUAUCAAGAAAACACCAUUACGUAACUAUUCUUAUGAAGCUGCCAUGGAGCACGACCAUAUUGACAGCACCUCACCAGCUCUGAUGGAUAGCUUGGACAAUAUACCUGAAAGUACAGAGGCCGAAAGUGAGAUUAGGGGUGUUAGUGUUAAAAAUGCACUCGCUUCGUCCCCUACACUCCCGUUUGAGGAAGACGAACAAUUAACUGUAGAAAUCAACACUACAACAGAUCCACUAAACAGUACCAUUGUCGUAAAUGAAAUUCGCUUCAUAAACAAUGGGGUCGACGUAACAGAUAAUGUUAAGGCGCAAUCGUUUGAAAGAGAUGACACUGAAAGCACUUUAGAUUCUUUAGAAGAGCAAGCGGAAGACAUCGAUAGAAAGUCAAAUGGAACACCGAAUGAGAUAGAUAAUAGUGCAAAUACAGAUGCGAUGGAAACACAUAAGACUCAAGUUGAUGUCACGAGGAUGAGUAAUAAAUUUAAAAACGCAGUAGAUGAAAUUGAGUCAGGUGUAGAAAACACAGUUCAGUCGCAAAUAACCGAAAUCAAUGAAAAUGUCACGAUGAGCAAGGAUAUUUUAUCUAAGCAGGCGGAGCAUAUUGAGGAAGACAUAACAUCGGAACGAACUGAGAAAGUAAGCAAGACAUUUACUGACAAAAUUGGAAACGCAACCAAGAAAGCAGCUGCCACAGCUUCCGAUGUGCGCCACUCUCUGGAAAGUGCAGCAAAAGGUGCUACUUCAGGUGCGCUAGAUGCUGUUGAAUCGGUAGGAGAAAAUGCUAAACAUGUUGCUAAUGAUGCUAUGAACACAGUGGAAGGUAUAGGAAAUAGCGCAAAAAAGGCGGCAACUGGAGCAAAAAAUGCCGUUGGGAAUGUGUUUAUCAAGAUGUCUGAUGGAACCAAAGAUGCUGUAGACUCUGUAGCAACCAAAAUUGCUAAUGAAGUUCAAAGCGCCAAAGAAAAUAUCAACACCAUGUUGCAAGGUAAAGUCCUUAAGCCACCUCCCACUGAAGAAGAUGCGGUGUCAUCAGCAUCGGACGUUGCAUCUAAGGAAGGUGCUAAAACCAAUACUACCACCGGUGAAGAUGAUGAACGCACAACAGCAUCCGUAAAUUCAACACAAAACUCGACUGGUAACCCUUUUGAAAAUAGCAAUCCCUUUGAAUCUACGAAUCCUUUUGACGAUGUUAUCGAACGUAGUAAAAAAGCACUACAAGACGAAGCUAAUACUUUCCAACAAGAAGUAGUUCAAGAUGCAGAGAAGGAGAAGGGAAAAGUACGACAGUUCUUUAGCGAUUUUCGUGGAAUAUCCUGUCGAAAUGAAAAAUCGGUGGAAGUCGAUGAUGAUCCUCCUCGGUAUUCAGUGGAAGACAAGUACCCCACAACGCGUCGCGACAACUCAAAACAAGAAAAUACGUCAAAAGUUUGCUCAAUUUUGUAAAUUCUCCUUAAUAUAUCUUCAGUCUAAUGUAUGCAUUUCUCUAUUAGUUAC